Messenger RNA from Linum trigynum, 480 nucleotides. The record is from the annotation of a GenBank genome assembly. Lineage: Eukaryota; Viridiplantae; Streptophyta; Magnoliopsida; Malpighiales; Linaceae.
AUGGUGGGUUCUGAAGAGGAUGAGUAUAAGUUUGACAUCUUGGGAUGGUGGUCGCGAAGUGGGAUGAAAUAUCCUAUUAUUUCUGAGAUGGCUAGGGAUAUUCUCGCUGUUCCUAUUUCCACGGUUGCUUCUGAGUCGGCAUUCAGUACAGGAGGUCGAGUUUUAGAUUCAUUUAGGACCUCCUUAUCCCCUGAAGUUGUGGAGGCUUUGAUUUGCUGUGAAGAUUGGAUAAGAUCUUCUAACUCUGAGUUGGUGGCUGAUGGAGAAGAUGAGUGUGAUGAAGUUGUAUUUCAGAAUGUAUUUGCAGCUUUUCAAACUCGAAGUGCAAGUGCACCUGCAGAACCUAGUGGAAGCUCACAUUCUGCUCAUGUUCCGAUCUCGAGUCCUACUGGGUCACAAGUCGAAGAAGUUUAUUUUGAUGAGGAUUCUGAUGGGAAUGAUGAGACUUGUGUGGAUAUAGAGUCCGAUAAGGUGGAGUGA